AUGAUGAGGAACAAUGAACAUCUUGACAGUCAUUCUAGUACCAUCGCAAAUGUGCCAACUACUCCUACAAUAGUAGUUUCUCCUAAAGUAGCACCUUUGCUCACUCUGGAGGAACAAAAGAAUGGCUUCCAAUAUGCCCCAAUGAGUGAAUAUUGGUCCCUUUACAACUUUUUGAAUGAGAAGGAAAUUGUUGGAGGAUAUGAUAACAUUAGUACAGCAUGGUGUUUACUCCAUUUACAGGGGUUGACCAUCAUAAGGGCUCCAUUUGCUUGUUUCAUAGCAAAUGAAGAUAUUGUGUCAUUUGAGUGGCUGUUUAGAUCAUUUCUCAAGGCAAUGAGUGGGAAUGAACCUAAUUGUAUGAUUACGGAUCAGGAUCCGGCAAUGAAAAUUGUUGUUACAAGUGUGUGUAAGAAGACUGAACAUCGCUUCUGUAUGUGGCAUAUAAUGAAAAAGUUACCAGAUAAGGUGGAGAAAUCAAUCAUGCAAGAAGAAACUGGUUUCCUAAAAAAAUUAUGUGCUUGCGUUUGGCAUCUUGAAAUUGAACCUGCUGAGUUUGAAGAAAUGUGGAACAAGGUGAUGGUUGAAUACCACUUGGAAGAACAUGAGUGGUUAGGUUAUAUGUACAAGAUAAGGGACAAGUGGAUUCCGGCAUAUUUCAGAGAUGUGUUCCUUGGAGGAAUAAUGCGUACAACAUCAAGAUCCGAAAGUGAAAACAACUUUUUCUGCUCCUUUAUCAAUCCCCAUGUGUCACUAGUUGAGUUUUACUUGAGAUAUGAAGUUGCAAUUGAUGCCCAAAGACACACUCAAGGUCAGAAUGAUAAUGAUUCAAAGCACAAAUAUCUUGAGUGUAAAACACCACUAGGGAUAGAAAAGCAUGCCUCACAUUUAUAUAUUAACUCUGUCUUUUAUGAAUUUCAAUAUGAGAAAGAAAAUGGAUUGGAAGUUGUAAAAAAAGCAAAAAGGUUUGAAACCAUUCCUGAGCAGUAUAUGCUAUACAGAUGGAAUAAUAUGGCACUGAAGAAACCAAUUUUUGACUUGGGAGGAAACCUGUUGGAGCAAUGUGAUAAUAUAAUUGACAAGAAAAAAUUGUUAAAUGAUUUAUGGUCAGAGAUACACACUUGUGUAAGUUUGGCAAAAGGCAAAGAUGAAGAUAUUCAAGACCUUGUGAUACAUCUUCAAGGAAUAAGAAAGGAUUUGGAGGCUAAGAGGAUUGCAAGAAAUAAUGAAACAACAGCUGGAAGUGCAAACAACAAAGAACAAGACAUUGAGCUAUUGAUUGGAGCUAGUAUGCCAACUGAAAUAAUUGUCAAACCACCAAAAAUUUCAAAGAAUAAAGGGACUAGAGUUCAUGUAUCAAAUGAAGAGACUUCAAAAAAGAAAGGGGCUGAGAUUGAUGUGCCAAAUGUUGAAACAAGAGAAAGCCAUAUUAACACCACCAACUAUCCAAAUCAACACUACACCAAGUAA
This is a messenger RNA of Chenopodium quinoa (quinoa), 1467 nucleotides long. Its product is annotated as protein FAR1-RELATED SEQUENCE 7-like. NCBI's taxonomy places the organism in Eukaryota, Viridiplantae, Streptophyta, Magnoliopsida, Caryophyllales, Amaranthaceae. The transcript has 6 exons. Gene Ontology annotation, biological process: regulation of DNA-templated transcription. The record is from RefSeq and is a predicted model, not a curated record. Bases 1 to 1467 code for a protein of 488 amino acids.